Molecule: messenger RNA, 1417 nt
Organism: Musa acuminata AAA Group (dessert banana)
Lineage: Eukaryota; Viridiplantae; Streptophyta; Magnoliopsida; Zingiberales; Musaceae
Product: dof zinc finger protein DOF1.7
Exons: 2
Coding region: 349-1176 (275 amino acids)
Biological process (GO): regulation of DNA-templated transcription
Molecular function (GO): DNA-binding transcription factor activity; DNA binding
Source: RefSeq, a predicted model, not a curated record
UAUACCUCGAAGACGGUGCUCAUGAAUCGUCGAUCCUUUCCACUACGCUUUGGUGCCUUCCAGCCUCGUCUCAAGAACAACUGAGGAGCAGUUGGGCGAUCGGAAGAGUUUUGGGGGGGGGGGGGUUGUGCAUCUCUUUCCGCCAGGCCGACAUGCCCGAUUCCUUCGCCCUGAGGAAACGCUUAGCUGCCGCCGCCGCCCGCUGCCGCUCUCGAGCAGUCGAAGCCAAGUCCCAGCUGCUACUUCCGGAGCGCCGCGCUGCGUGGCUUAACAGGCUCAACAGUCUCAUCUUCGUCCUCUUCUUCCGCCUCACCUGCAUCCUCCUCCCCAACCGCUAAUUCCCACGCCAUGGUCCUCAGCUCCAAACUGGCUACCUCUGACGCCGGCCUGGACUGGUCUCAGGAGCUGCUUGAUAAGGGAGGACUGCUGCAGGUCCCGCAACCCAUGAGCCAAGCUAGGAACAACCAGCAGCAGAAGCAGCACUGGCCGCCGUUGAAGUGCCCGAGGUGUGACUCCACGAACACCAAGUUCUGCUACUACAACAAUUACAGCCGGACCCAGCCCCGGCACUUCUGCAAAGCAUGUAGAAGGCACUGGACCGAAGGGGGAACUCUCCGCAACGUUCCCGUCGGCGGAGGUCGCAAGAACAAGCGGUCCAAGGCUACGCCUGCCGCCACCAACACCACAUCUACCACUGCCCCCGGUGCUGCUGUUAACGUGAACAGUAAUAACAAUACUCCAGUUCCUUUGGCGCAGCCACAGCAGCAGCAGAAGGUUCCCUUGCUGUUUGGCGGAGACCACAGCAGCAACAUCUUCCCUGAGAUUCUCCGUCAGGUUCUGCUUCGACAACCGCCCCCACCUCUGCCGCAGCUGCAGCUGGCACCGUCUGAUUACAGCUUUUCUAGCCCGUUCUCGUCCGAUCCUCACUCUAAACCUACUCUUGCGAAUUCAAGUGAUGGCAAUAACAACACGCCAUUCCCCAUCUCCUCCUCCUACUCCUACCCUUUAGCAUCCGUGUCCGAGGAGUGCCUCGCCACCAUCAAUCCUUGCUCCACUGCGAGCGCAUGGCAAGUGGGGCAGGUGACAGCAGCUUUGCCAAGGAGCAUCGGUGGCAUGGACCAUUCCUCGACCGACUAUUGGAGUGGUUGGGAUGAUGAAAUGGCCGGUUUUUCGUAGCGACCUUUUACUUUAUAUAUUCGACCAAGUGUUCCAUUAACUAUGUUGUUCGAAUGGUGCUAUCUUCAGCUGUUACAUAUGUCUACUAUAGAUUAUUACCUAUUGAGGUCCGCUUGCUACUUUUUCUUCUAUUUGCACUUGUCAUUCGAGGCUGUGAGCCAUCUGUGUGUUUUGUAUCUGCUGUUCCUGUAAAAUACAUAUACAUAAAAGAAGGGUCCGGAUGAACUGUGACUUGUCUUUU